GUCAGCUGGCAGCCUGGGCUGAGCUCGCGGCUCCGGACAUAGCGCCGAGAAAAAUGCUGCUCUCCGUACCGCCAAGGGCAGGAAUCAACCCAUACAACGGCUAUAACAGCAGAAACAGCAAAAAGCAGGCCUAUGUGUCCUCCGGCCACCAGAUGGCGCCCCCCAGUCCCAACAUCAACAGUAGUAGCAACAGCAGCAGUGGGGGAGGGGAACAGCUAAGUAAAACUAACCUGUAUAUUCGUGGCCUACAUCCCGGGACCACGGACCAAGACCUGGUCAAGCUCUGCCAGCCGUAUGGCAAGAUUGUGUCAACUAAGGCCAUCUUGGAUAAAACUACCAAUAAAUGCAAAGGCUAUGGCUUUGUGGACUUUGACAGUCCAGCGGCAGCACAGAAAGCUGUUACAGCCCUUAAGUCCAGCGGGGUCCAGGCUCAGAUGGCUAAACAACAAGAGCAGGACCCCACCAACCUCUACAUCUCUAACCUGCCAGUAUCUAUGGAUGAGCAAGAGCUAGAGAGCAUGCUCAAGUCCUUUGGCCAGGUCAUCUCCACACGUAUCCUGCGAGAUGCAAAUGGGACCAGCCGUGGUGUGGGAUUUGCCAGGAUGGAGUCCACUGAGAAGUGUGAGGCUAUAAUUCAACAUUUUAAUGGCAAAUUCAUCAAGACUCCACCAGGAGUGCCUGUGCCCACAGAGCCCUUAUUAUGUAAGUUUGCAGACGGCGGUCAGAAGAAGAGGCAGAACCAGGGCAAGUACCUGCAGAAUGGUAGGCCCUGGGCUAGAGAUAGUGAUACGGGAGGAAUGACGCUGGCGUAUGACCCCACAGCCUUACAAAAUGGCUUCUACUCCUCGCCCUACAGUCUGGCACCAAACCGAAUGAUCGCUCAGACUUCACUCUCACCCUACAUGCAUUCUCCUGUCUCCUCCUACCAGGUACACAGCCCGUCCUGGAUGCACCAUCAGUCAUACCUCAUGCAGCCAGCUGGUACAGUUCUAACCCCAACCAUGGAACAUGCCAUGUCCAUCCAGCCCACGUCCAUGAUGGGACCUCUCACCCAGCAGCUAAGCCACCUUUCCCUGGGCAGCACGGGCACAUAUAUUCCGGCCAACACAUCUAUGCAGGGGACCUUCCUUCCCCAGUACACCCCAGUGCCUCCUUCCAGUGUCCCAGUUGAGGAGAAUGGUGGUCAACAGCAACAGGUUUCCAUGGAGACCACAGCUGAACACACAAACUACUCAUACCAACACAACAAGUGAAACAAAGCUUCCAGCGGGAUGGGGCCGAGGAGACGAGAUGAAUCCAACCAAAGAGGAUUCAGCUAAAAGACAACUGUGCUCCAUCAGCAAGCACCGGGACUUUAACAUGGAUAAGAAAAGGAACAUGUGUGUGUGUGUGUGUAUGUGUGUUUGUGGGUGUGUGUUUGUGUGUAUGUCUGUAUUUUUAUUUUUUUUUUAAGAAAAAGGACAACCCUCACACUAUUGGACUAUCCUGCUCACAUCCUCAAGAGUUUAUCAACCAAAGGUUGGAAAUCUUCCUCACAGAGGCUAAGAUCUAUUUUGCUUACUGAAAAAGGAACAUAACAAGAAGCUGAAAAAAAUUGGAAGAAAGGAGGAAAGACACAGAGCAUUAUUUUUGUGCACCUAAUGUAACAGAUUCUUAUUUUUAAAAAAGCAUUCUGGAUGUUUCAGGGUGAUUCAAGGAAGAGUUGAAACACAAUGUGUCUUUUAUUUUUUUGUAAAAUAUGCAACUUUUGAUGUUUUAUUUCCUGAUGUCUGUUGUUUGAUGUUCUAUUUGCAGCAGCGGGGACAACAAUUUGUACAGAUUUCAGAACUUAGACAUUUUGUUGGUCUGAUGAGCGGAGUCAUUAACCGUUUAAAGCUACUUCUUCCUGUAAGUGCUGCAGAGAUUUCUACUCAUGCACAGAAAAUAUGAACUUUGUUUAUAGUUUAGACAGUUUUUUUUUUUUUUUUUUUUACUUUCAACCAUUCUUCCAUAUGUGAACAAAAGACAAUCAAUUAUUUCUAUUUAUAUUGAAUUAUAGUUCUAUUUUUUAGAGUUUUUAGAUCAUUCAAACAUACCUUUAUAGAAAAGAAGUUAUUUAAUACUGAAGUCGUUAAAGACAAGAUGAAAUGGACUCUAAUGGAUUUAUACCUAACAUCUUAUAUUGGCUCAUGAAAUCACAUCAAAAUGUCCUUAGAAAGAAACCUAUUCAUGCUUAAAAGUGUUCUGGGUUUUUUUUAAAGUACCUCUUAGUUACGUCCGUGUCCAUGAGAAGUGGUUUUAAGCGGUUUUAUUGUGGCAAACCUUCAGGUAUCAUCAAAUUCAUCCUCUGCUGAAGGAAUGAAGACAACCUGCUUCAGAUUUGAUUUGUUACUGAGAGAUUAUGUGUACAAAGAGCAAUGCAGUUACUAAGUUAAGAUGUAGUUUAGUAAAGCAAUGAGGGAAAUCAAAUCGAGGACUAACACCAUCCCUAAGAAUAAUUUGUUUGAAAGGAAAGGGAGCUGUAAGUCUUUUUUUAUGCUGCUGUUGUCACCUGAGUUUGAUUUUCUGUCUGAUUUUUAGUUUUUAGAAAGUUCAAUGUUCUGUCUUCUCUUUUGUCUGUCACUUGAAAACUUUUCAAGCUAAUUUGCCUUAUUUUUGAUGAAUUUAUCUUUGAAGUAGAUUGGAUUUUAGCUUUUAGAACUAGCUUUUUAUAGAGUAGAUGGUAGUUUUUUUUUUUUUCUCCACCUGGGGAUUGACGCCGUUUUUCUUGUGCACAUUGAUUUUUCUCUUGUUUUGUUUUCACACAAAUUUCUGUUCUAAACCUCAUGUCCUCUGUCUUCAUGUUGUGUCGGGCCUGUUUGUAGAAAGCCUUUAGAAGUGGAACCAAACAAUGACUUUGUUGAAGAUUCUAACUGGUGCUGCAUCUGUAUUGUGUGGCUCAGAGAGGCUUUGUAUGAAAAGUCCGAGUAGGUUCUGACAAGUCCAUCCAAAUAUGUUGAUCUUUAAUUUAUACAGACAUCAUAAACUGUAGAUAUGUAGAUACUAGAAAUCGUGGUUUUCCUAAAGGACUGCUCACUAGACCAUGGAAGUGCCAUUAAAGACGAUUCUUAUUGCCUUUAGUGAGACAGCUCGUCUGAAUGACUUGUGAGUGAUCCAAGUUUCUGCAAAAACGAUUUGAAGCGAAGCCUUAAUGUUUUCUCUUUGGAUUAACUGCCUCAUGUCUCAUAGGAUUGACAGUUGGUUGUAAAUACUAUCAAAAUGACAGCAGGCUUGUUUGAAUGCGAUCAGGUUGGUAAUCAUGUCAGUCAAGUUAGCUGUAAGGUUGCAAGGUGCUUUUCCUUCCUGCUCCUCAACCAUCCAUAUUUAAAAUCCAGUGAAAAAACACCAGAGUGUGAUGACGUCUUUCAAAGCUCGCAGUUUGAUGAUUCUGUUUUUGUCUUCAUGUUUUUCUUCACGUUUUGCUGAAUUUCUACUCAUUUCCACAACCAAAGAUGUUGUCACCACCCAUCAUUUUAAGCUCUCUGUCACUGAAUAAAACACUUCUGGUUCUGAUGAAUGGUAACAUGCACUACCUUGUCCAAAUUAUUAGAACAGUUGAAGUUUUUUUCAAAAUAGGGGCACUGCUCUGAGAAGUACAACAAGGAACACCUCAACUUUCCUUAUAUAUACUAUAACUGUUCAUUUAAGUGCAUGUUGACACUCACCAUGAACUUUUCCUCGAGGAAUACACACCAGUUUCAGACAUGAGAGCUAACUCUGUAAAUAGUCUUUCUUUUCACUUCUUUUGUUUCUUCUUCUGUGUUUUGUGAUCUUUUUUUAUGAUUUAUGACCUGUCCAGAAAACACAGCGAUAAGCAAGUUGUUCAGAUUCAGUGCACCAUGAAGGAAAAUGUCAUGGAUAUUGUUUAUAUGCUUAGAGAAAUGAUAUUCCAUGUAUUAGCCAUCACUUUUAAUACAAAAAACGGUUUUUGAAACUAUGAAAUGACCACUUGUUACAACUUCGUGUCUAUUUAUUUUUUCUUUUUAACAAAGAGAUUAUUUUAAAGCAAAUUUGAGGCUACAAAAAAAGCAUUAAAAAAAUUUUUGAAUCCUAAAAUCUGAUAAAAAUUUUAGGACUGCUUGGAUCAAUGGUGUGCAUGUAGACAGCACACAAAAUCUGAAGAAAAAAAAAAAAAGCUUGCACUUAUUUUUUCAGUCCACAUCAAUUCGAUAUGCCUUUUUGUCAGUAAUAUCCAUUUAAUGGCUUAUUUCAUAGAUUCAAAAUGUUUUGCUGCUAAAACAGGAUUUCCAAGCCGGUGCUUAGAUGAUUCCUAGUCUGGAUUUUUAAAAUGUGCCUGUCUAUUUUAAUUGGGUGAUGACAGAGAAUCCAUUAGUUGUAUGUUUGUGAUAAAGGCAUCAUGAUAUAGAUAAUACACAGAAUAGUAGGUUCCCUAUCAUUUUGCUAAGUGGCAGAUUAAAUGGCUCAUGUGAACAAUCAAAAAUGUUGUCUAAAGACGGCAUUUUUGAACAUGGAAUUUUCAUAAAAAUAGCCUCACUGUAUCAAUAAUGUUUUUGUGAACCCCAAACAUUUUGGAAAUCCUCCAGGCUCAUCUCACUCCCUGCUUGUGAACAGUUUUCUUAUUUAUACAACGACUCAUUUUGUACAGUUUUGUUAGAGGAAAGAGGUUUUGAUAUUUGGUUAUUUUGCAAAGCCACUUGGCUACUUUUGUCUUCCUGUGCCAGAGAUGCUAAACUGUCUGUAACUUGUGUUUUUUUAUUGAUUGAGAUAAGAUUUUCUUUCUUUCUUGGUUUUCUCUUUGAAUUUGAAU
Cheilinus undulatus (humphead wrasse) is the source of this 4786-nucleotide messenger RNA. RefSeq names its product RNA binding motif, single stranded interacting protein 2a (gene rbms2a). The transcript has 14 exons. Gene Ontology annotation, molecular function: mRNA binding. Gene Ontology annotation, cellular component: cytosol. The record is from RefSeq and is a predicted model, not a curated record. Lineage: Eukaryota; Metazoa; Chordata; Actinopteri; Labriformes; Labridae. Bases 54 to 1253 code for a protein of 399 amino acids.